Molecule: messenger RNA, 771 nt
Organism: Bactrocera latifrons
Lineage: Eukaryota; Metazoa; Arthropoda; Insecta; Diptera; Tephritidae
Gene: ORMDL
Product: ORM1-like protein
Exons: 4
Coding region: 84-548 (154 amino acids)
Biological process (GO): intracellular sphingolipid homeostasis; ceramide metabolic process; negative regulation of ceramide biosynthetic process
Cellular component (GO): endoplasmic reticulum membrane
Source: RefSeq, a predicted model, not a curated record
UUAAAGAAAUAAGUUGUUUUUGUUGAUUUUAUGCAACCCUUUAAAUCAGCUGUUAUCUGAUUACAAAUUUGCCCACUUCAAGUAUGACGGCAAUUGCUGGUGGUCAUGGUGAGCCAAACCCCAAUGCUACAUGGUUGGGUGCGCGUGGCAUGUGGUUGGCUUAUGGCUUAGGUGUACUGACGGUACACUUGAUUCUAUUGUCGGUUCCAUUUAUUAGCAUUCCAAUGGCUUGGACUAUAACAAACCUGCUGCACAAUGCGGCACAUUUAUACUUUUUGCAUUUGAUUAAAGGAGCACCCUGGUUAAGCAUUGAAAAUGACGGUGCACGUCGUUUAACUCAUUGGGAACAAAUUGAUGACGGCGAACAAUUUACAGCAACGCGUAAAUUUCUUACAGCUGUUCCAAUUGUAUUAUUUUUGUUAACUUGUAUCUAUACAAGGAAUGAUCCUGACCAUUUUAUCGCAAAUUUCAUUUCACUUGUGUUAGUCACCUUACCCAAACUACCACAAUUCCAUGGUGUGCGCCUUUUCAAUAUAAAUAAAUACUGAAUUGUGAAUUCUUAAAGGUUUUUGGGAGAUACUAGAUAAGGAAACUAUUGUUUGCAAUUUUUAGACUGAAAGGAUAAAAUCAUUUCAAAAUGAAUAUUAACAAAUUAUUUUAUAUAUACUUGGUGUUGAUCUAUUUUUAUUGACWUAGUGACGGGUGGAAAGGUUUAGAAAAAUAAAUAAAUUGUGCAUAUAUAAUAAAGUUAAUACAAGAAAAUGUAAUGAA